GUUGCUUUUUGGUUUGACUAUUACACCUUUGUCGUUCGUAGUUCAUUGUGGCCUUGUUGGAAUAGGUUGGAUUACCCUGGAGUUGGACCUGAGCAUAGCUUUCUGAAAGAGAAAGGCCGUGCUGAAUACUAUUGUGUCACUGAUGAGGAGGCACUAGAAGUUCCUUGGAGAGCUCAUGUGGUGCAUUUAAUAUUUUGGCUAACCUCACUGGUGCUUGAGACAUUUAAGAGAGUAUCAAGACUAGAAGGCAUAAUCCCGGCUCUGGAGACAUCUCAUGCUUUGGCUUACAUUGAGAAGCUUUGCCCAACCCUCCCUGAUAAAACUAAGGUCGUACUGAACUGCAGCGGCCGAGGGGACAAGGAUGUUCAGACUGCCAUCAAGUACUUGAAAGUCUGAACAGUAAAGCUUAGAUGAACUGCCUCUGCAGAUUUUCCUUCCCUUUCGACAAAUGGGAACAAUAAGCAAAAUACUAAUAGGUGGUGAGUUCCAACUUGGUGGUGUAAGCUGAAGGCUCUUCUGACAAACUCUGGUACCAGAAAG
Messenger RNA from Linum tenue, 540 nucleotides. Lineage: Eukaryota; Viridiplantae; Streptophyta; Magnoliopsida; Malpighiales; Linaceae. The record is from the annotation of a GenBank genome assembly.